Papilio machaon (common yellow swallowtail) is the source of this 1759-nucleotide messenger RNA. RefSeq names its product zinc transporter ZIP10 (gene Zip71B). Gene Ontology annotation, cellular component: membrane. Gene Ontology annotation, biological process: intracellular zinc ion homeostasis; zinc ion import across plasma membrane. Lineage: Eukaryota; Metazoa; Arthropoda; Insecta; Lepidoptera; Papilionidae. Gene Ontology annotation, molecular function: zinc ion transmembrane transporter activity. Bases 279 to 1706 code for a protein of 475 amino acids. The record is from RefSeq and is a predicted model, not a curated record. The transcript is spliced from 4 exons.
GUUCGAGUCGGCCUCGGAUACAUCAGCCGGCAGCCGGUGAAAGUCUCAGACGCACGCCGAACUUCGAUCGAUGAGGACGUCGGCGCGGGCGCAGUGAUUCGCGAUCUAAUGGUGAUAAUGUUGUGAAGGGGAACAAACAAACAAACACGGUGCGCGUAAACAACGCGGCGUGAUAUCUCGACACUCAGCCGAUAGUGGGUGGUGCGCACUCCUGUUCUAGCUAGAUUCUAGCUCGCUCGCCACUGCCAGUCGUCGGUUACCUGUCGCCAGUUGGCACCAUGCUGACGGCGAGCUCCAUCGUGAUGCUGUCCUCGCUGGCCCUCGCGGCACCGGAUUUGCAGGCCAUCACGCCUCUACCAGAUGUCAACAAUACGCUGCCCGCCGAACAAUAUUUCAUUGAUAAGAUCUUCGAUAAAUAUGGAUAUAAAGGUGUCAUCACAUUCGAGGGUUUCGAGCAUUUGCUGGACAGUCUUGGUCUCGGCGGGCGGGUGUUCACGUCGCCGCAUGACCUGGCCAUCCACCGCGUGAAUGGCACAUUUCGGCAGCUGCACGAUACACAGCAUCGGCACAAACGAUCACCUGCAAUUGCGGAACCGAUUUUAAAGAAAUCAUGCCUAUCGCCGAAAGAAAUACUCGAAGUGUACGGGAUGGAGAACGAGCCCGGAGUCAUUACUAUCAAUCCGAAGACUUUCCUCGAAAUGUGUCCCGCCCUGGUAUACCAGCUCGACCAACGCUCCUGUUACAAGACUGAAGCGCCGCCGCCCAAACAAGAAAGAUAUUUGACCUGGAUUUACGCAAGUUUAAGCAUCUUAGUGAUCAGCGCAACCGGUCUUUUUGGAGUCGCAAUAGUACCUUUAUUAAAGUCAGCUAUAUUCAGUCACGUGUUACAUUUUCUAAUCGCGGUAGCCGUGGGAACUUUAUGCGGUGAUGCUUUGCUACAUUUGCUGCCUCAUGCUCUAAAGUCCCAUGGGCCGGCCUCCGAACCUCAAGAAGAAACAGAAGUCAUACUCAAAUGCAGCGUCACCUUUUUGACAAUACUGUUUUUCUAUUCGGUUGAAGCUAUCAUGCAAACUCUUAACGGUGGGCACGCGCAUUCGCAUGAUGCCCCGCAAGGAAAGACUGUCGAAGAAGUUAAGGUGGAUUCUGGCAAACAGACGGAACCGAUCGAGCUCGGGGCUAUGAUGCCUGGGUCACCUCCACCGCCGGUAGAGAGGCCCAUGACGUCUACAGCCCUCAUGGUGAUCGUCGGCGAUGGCCUGCACAACUUGACUGACGGUCUCGCGAUAGGCGCCGCCUUUAGUGGAGAUCCAGUGACAGGUUUCGCAACGGCCCUUGCCGUGUUUUGUCAUGAACUGCCUCACGAAUUAGGAGAUUUCGCAGUUCUGUUGCGUUCGGGCAUGAGUAUUAGACGCGCUCUUUAUUAUAAUCUUUUAUCUUCGGUGUUGAGUUUUAUGGGAAUGGCUGCCGGGAUCUGGCUAGCAGAAGACCACGAAUCAGCAUCGCAAUGGAUAUAUGCGGCUACAGCGGGAACGUUCUUCUAUAUAGCCCUUGCCGACUUAGUUCCUGAAAUUAACGAAAAUAAUCAUGGAAAAACUUUAAACUUAUUGUUUGCGGUACUCGGCAUACUCACGGGCGGUAUAAUUAUGCUCUUGAUUGCUCUGCACGAAGAUUCCAUACAGUAUCUAUUUAGAAGUUCGGAACAAUGAACAAAAUAACAAAUAAAGUACAUUCGUAUUGUGAUAUUUCUAUUAAGGUACCU